CUAAAAUCUUCAAAUUAUUUCAAUACACUCACAGUGAACUUAGAUAUAAAUAGAGCAAAUCAUUGAGUGCUCGCAUUGUUGCUCUUCGCACUGCAAUGUAAUGUAUAAAGUAUUAUCUGAACUAAUUUGACAGAAGGGCAGAAAAAUGUGGAAAGAAUUGCGCAUCUUGCUACUUGGAGAACCCAAAGUUGGCAAAACCUCCUUGAUUUUGUCUCUAGUUAGCGAAGAGUUUGCGGAAGAGGUUCCGUUGAGAGCUGAGGAGAUCACCAUUCCAGCUGAUGUCACUCCAGAAAAAGUCCCAACUCAUAUUGUUGACUUUUCUUCUGCAGAACAAAAUGACUUGCAGCUUUAUCAAGAAUUGAGUCGAGCAAAUGUUGUCUGCCUUGUUUAUGAUCUCAGUGACUCUGAUACAUUAGUAGAAGUUCAAAAUACAUGGCUUCCUGUGAUUCGGGAAAACUCUUUGCAUCCUAUGCCUAUCAUUCUAGUUGGAAACAAGUCGGACUUGGUAGGGGAUUCGCAGAUGGAUGACAUUCUGCCAAUCAUGAAUGAAUAUCCAGAAGUGGAAACCUGUAUUGAAUGUUCUGCAAAAACUCUCAAAAAUAUCAGUGAGAUGUUCUACUUCGCGCAGAAAGCUGUUUUGCAUCCUACAGCCCCACUUUUUUGCACCCAAACUGGGAUGCUGAAGAAUGAUUGCAGAAUUGCAUUGGCACGGAUAUUCUGUCUUUGCGAUUUAGACAAAGAUGGUAUGUUGUGUGAUGACGAACUAAGCAAUUUUCAGAAAAUAUGUUUUAAUACUCCUCUUGCUUCGCAGUCUUUACAAGAUGUCAAAACAGUUGUAUGCAAAAGCUGUCCAGAAGGUGUCAGGGAUGGAAAGCUCACAGUUGAAGGAUUUCUCUACCUCCAUUCAUUGUUUAUUCAGAGAGGACGUCAUGAAACCACAUGGGCUGUUCUGAGAAAAUUUGGUUACUCUGACAACCUCGAGCUCACUGACCAAUACUUGUAUCCUCCUAUUCAAGAGCCUCCACCAGAUUCUGCAUGUCAACUCACUAAUGACACAUACAAAUUUUUGGAGAUAGUCUUUCGUACUCAUGACCGUGAUCAUGAUGGCUUUUUGAAUCAAGAGGAAAUCGGCAGCCUUUUUAGUGUGUUUCCAUAUGAUCCAUGGGGACCAGAUGUAUUGUCAACAGUUCACACCAACUCACAAGGUUGGAUUUCACUGAGAGGUUUUUUUUCUCAGUGGACCCUUACUGCAUAUCUUGAUCUACCAAGAACAAUGGAGUAUUUAGCAUAUUUGGGAUAUUCAACAUUAACAGGACGGCAAUCACAAGCUGAAGCCAUCGAAUAUAUUGCGCUUCAACCACACUCUGGUAAAAGAAAGUAUAUUCAUGCAAUGCAAAGAAAAAUUUAUACAUGUAAGGUCAUAGGACCUCAUGGAGUUGGAAAGACUUCUUUUCUCCAAUCGCUGUUGGAGCGAAAGGGCGUAGCUGGUGGAUCUGAAUUUGCUAUAAACACAGUUUCAGUGCAAAGUCACCUGAAAUAUUUACUGUUACACGAGGUGGAUUCAACAGAGUUACUGGAAUCUGGCGAAGGCGCCCUGACAUGCGAUGCGAUGUGCCUUCUUUAUGAUGUGUCUGACGCUGAGAGCUUUCAAGAAUGUGUAAAUCUUUAUAAACAAUAUGUGGCAAAUACUAAUAUUCCUUGUCUGGUCAUUGCAGCAAAAUCUGACCUUCCUGCUGCAAAGCAACAUUGUGCUGUGCAGCCAAUAGACUUUUGUAGAAGCCAAGGCAUUCCACCCCCUCUAAAGUUUUCUUUGCACACAAAAGAGUGCAGUCAAACAACUUUCCAAACUGUUGCUUCAUUUGCUGCUCAUAAAAAAGGAUUGUCAUCAUAUGAUAAGUUUUCUUUUGGAACCUGGUUCAAAAUAGGACUAUUCACAGCAAUACUGGGUGUUAUAGGUUUUACAAUUUACAAGAAUACAUCACAUAGGUCCCAGUCAUUGACUUUCACCCGUGCAAAGUUUUAAUCACAUUCGAAAUUGAUUCUCUGUAUCUUAUUUUUAUCUUGGCGAUUCAGAUGGUAUCAACUACUAAAAUAUAAUAAAUGUUCAGUUCAGUGCUAAAUCAGUGAAGAAGUUUAGUUUCUCGGACGGGUGAAUGUGCCUUACCAAUGCCUUAACCUCAAUAUCUUAAAUUUAGUAUUUUUUUAUUGACAAGUGUUGCUCUCCCGUUUAAUUCAAUUCACCCUUGGAAAAGAAAUGACACAUGCUUAAGUUACUGAUUGCUUGAAUAUCCGUGAAAUGGAAAGCGUGUUCCAUAGCUGAUUAAAAAUAAUAGCUCUUUACAUAAUAUACCAUAUUAUGAGA
Styela clava is the source of this 2362-nucleotide messenger RNA. RefSeq names its product mitochondrial Rho GTPase 1-like. The record is from RefSeq and is a predicted model, not a curated record. Lineage: Eukaryota; Metazoa; Chordata; Ascidiacea; Stolidobranchia; Styelidae. Gene Ontology annotation, molecular function: calcium ion binding; GTPase activity; GTP binding. Gene Ontology annotation, cellular component: mitochondrial outer membrane. Gene Ontology annotation, biological process: mitochondrion organization.